Schistosoma turkestanicum is the source of this 3042-nucleotide messenger RNA. Lineage: Eukaryota; Metazoa; Platyhelminthes; Trematoda; Strigeidida; Schistosomatidae. The record is from the annotation of a GenBank genome assembly.
GUGAUUAUUAACUCUUGUCAUUGUAAUCUAAUGACAACAACAGUAAAAUUAUCUUCAUUUAUUUCUUUGAUUAUUUUUCAUAGUAUAAUACAAUUUAUGAAAUAUCUGCCAAAAGUUUAUUCUGUGAAAGGUUGUGUAACAUUUGUCUAUGGAGAUGAUUAUUCAAUGCGUCAAUCUAUAUGUGAUAAGUUGAAUACACAUUUUCAAACAAUUCCAAUGAGUCUGCCAAGUGAAGUAGUCAAAUUAACCAUAAAUCAUCAAGAUAUUACUAGUUUAAAUGCAAGUCAAUUGAUACAUUUACCAAAUUUAACAUUUUUAAAUUUAGAUUCCAAUAAAAUUAAAUCAAUUCAUCCAAAUACAUUUAAUCAUUUAAUACGAUUGCAAACAUUAAGUUUACGUUAUAAUUUAUUAACUAUUUCAUUUGAAUCAUUCCAUCCAAAUGUAAUACAUGGUCUUAUUAUGAUACAACAUAUAAAUUUAUUACAUAAUCCAAUUGGUAAUAUACCUAAUCAUUUUUUCUUACCAAUUGGUAAAACAUUACGUUCCAUUGUCUUAUCUGAAGGAUCUAUUGAUUUACAACUGAAUCCAGAAAGUUUUUAUGGUUUGUAUAAAUUACAAUUGCUUGAUUUAAGUAAUAAUCAAUUAGAAAGUCUACCAGAUACAUAUGAACGUGUAUUUAGUCAAAUGCAACUGGAAGAAUUAUAUUUACAUGGAAAUCCAUGGAAAUGUGAUUGUCAUUUAAGAUGGUUGAAACAAUGGUUUUUAAAAUAUCACACAAAAUUAAUUUACUCGAAACCAAUCAAUGAAGCAAUAUUACGGCAUAGUAUUGAUACAGAAGCGAAUAAUUGGUUAGUUGAUGAACGAAAUUCGGAGGAUCAUGUAGAAAUGAAUAAAUUGUUACAACCUAAAUGUGCAUCACCAAUUGGAUUACACGGGAAACCAUUAUUUAGUCAAAUCAGUAAUGUUGGUAAUACACAAGCUGUACGUAGUGUAGAUUUUCAUUGUUCCCCUGAAUCGCAUACACCGGAUCAACAAAUUCAAUUAGUUUGGGGUAGUAAUUCAACAAUGAGUUGUAAAUUUUUCGCUGAUCCUUCAGGUAUUGUUGUAUGGUAUAAAGAUGGAACAAGAAUACAAAAUCAUUGGCCCAGGACAAUGACUAAACAAAGUCAAGGUAGAAAUUUUCUAGCUGAAUUAACAAUUGAAAAUAUUCAAAAUUCUGAUGCAGGAAUUUAUGUUUGUUAUUUGGAUACAGGUUAUGGACAUGUGAAUACAACAUUCAAUGUACAAGUGAUUGGUGGUACUUCAAUGGAUGAAUCAUUUUAUCAUAAUGGUGUAUUUUAUUGGAUUAGUAAAUUAGAUACAACACUUGUACUUAAAUAUACUGGAAUGAUUGCUGCAUGUUUAAUAAUACUAUUAGUAAUUAUGGGUUUGCUGAUUUAUUUAUUCAAUGGAAAAAUGUAUUGUCGACCAAAAUUAUGCAUUAAUAAAACAAUACCAACUUAUGAUAAUAGAUCAGAUCAGUCGCAACAAGUUUUAGGUGAUGAAUUAGAAACAAUGAAUACUAGUAAUUUCAGUAUGAAUAAUGGCAAAAAUACUAACGAUCAUUCAAGGAGUACUUAUAUGAUUCAAGGACAAAAUUUAAAUAUUUGUACACCUAAAGAUGGAAAUCUACCAGUGACAACAUAUAAACGUUCCGAAUUGAAUGAUCAUGUUUACUUACAUGGUACUAGUGAUAAUGUCUUAGAUCAGCACAAUCUACUAUCACUUAAAUCACAUGAUCCAACAUUUGAUAAUUAUGUGACAGUUCGUUUGUUACCAACAGUGACAUGUAGCAAUUUUACUGUUCCCUGCCCAAUACAUAAUUAUGCAUUUAUUCGUCCAGUUUCAACAGAUUCAACUACAGUAUCCGCUGCAACUAAUGUAAGUGUAAAUUAUGAUGGGGUAGAUGCUGGAUCUAUGCAAAUCACUCCAGAAUCUCAUAUUAUUUCUUUAUCAAACCUUCAAAAAUAUGAUCCAAUAGAAAAUGCAAACUUAACUACUUCUAUAAGUAAUACGAAAAUAUCUAAUGCUUCUGAAGAAAAUGAUGCUUCAAAAAACCAUAAAGUUACAAAUAUUGAUUCAAAUAACAUUGACAAUAAAACGAUUCACAAUAAUGAUAAUCAUUGUUUGAAUACAUCAGUUUACACACCUUGUCCAUUACAUGGUAAUAUUUAUGCAACCCUUCAAAGUAAAGAGAAGAAAAAUAUUUCUGCAGAAAUACGUAAACAUAUUGCCAAUGUACCGUCAGGUUUGACAGGAUUAACUUAUGAAAAACAUUAUACAUUACCGAAUAAAAAGUUUCGUACACAAUUAUCCACACCUACUACUAUUACUACUAUUACUACUACUACUGUUGCUAUUACUUCGUCUAGUAGUACAAGUAAUCAUAUACUUAGGACUAAUACUACACAAACUAUCAAUUCUGUAACAAGUUCAUUAAUGAACAAAUGAUAUUUUCUUUAUACACCAUUGUAAAUUGUUUAAUCAUUUGAUCAAUUAAAUGAACAGUGAUUAUUAUGAUUAUUAUGAUUAUUUUCCGGUACAUUGUACAAUUAUCAAUGUGAGUCACAUAUCCUUACACAUGAAUGGGAUCAUGUACACGUUUAUCAAUGCAUAUUUAGUGCGUACACAGUGGGAAAAAAAUGCAAAUGAUAACUUAUUGCUUUUUAUAUAUAUACAUAUAUAUGUACAUAUGGAAUAUAAUGCAACAACUACUCACUCUAUACAGAGAUAAGCAUAAUGAAAAUUACAAUAAAUUAUAAUGAAUAUUCUUAAAUUACAUUUUCCAACAUUCAAUAAAUAACAUGCCUGUUCAUAGUCAAAUCUACAAAUUAAUUUAAUGUAUCAAUCGAAUGAUUGAAACAUUCUACAAUAUUCCAUUUUGUUUAUCAAAUUGACAAAAAAAGAAAAAACUGUAUGUAAAUUUACAUUUUCCAUUUUGAUCUACUGAUGUUAAUUGUAUAUUAUAGAAAAUGUACUUCCAGUUAUCAUAUACUAAUGAGA